Messenger RNA from Gorilla gorilla gorilla (western lowland gorilla), 3748 nucleotides. RefSeq names its product 5-azacytidine induced 2 (gene AZI2). The coding region runs from base 886 to 2073 and encodes 395 amino acids. Lineage: Eukaryota; Metazoa; Chordata; Mammalia; Primates; Hominidae. Gene Ontology annotation, cellular component: cytoplasm. The record is from RefSeq and is a predicted model, not a curated record. The transcript has 8 exons.
GACUAGGGAGCGGCCGACUCCUGGGCAUCCCUUUCCCCAGUCACCCCCACACCCAGCUGUCCACACCCUUUCCCCUGUCACCCUCACCCCCAGCUGUCCAGGCCCUUCUUGGUCAUUCACUUCUCUAAUUACUCCUUUUCUUUUCGUACUCUUACUGGGGCGCCUUCAGUUUUUUUUCAUUCAUUGAGACUGCUAAAUGCUUCUUUCCGAUACAAAUUAUCAGAAAGAAAAGAGGGACAUUGGCUAGGACGGUACUCCCUGGGGCAUCUGAGUGGUGAAUAUCGACCCCCUGCACUUGAUCGAGGGCUAACAGGUAUUCGUCGUUUCUCCAAUGUCUAACCUGUAUACGGUAUUCAUUCCAGCCUUCGGCUGUUUGUUUAGUAACUACUACUACGUGCAAGGUAGGCUAACACCCUCUACACAAAAGAAACCCCAAUACUCGAAAGCGAGAUAAAAUACCCACGAAAACUCUAGUACAAAUCAAACCAUCAGUUGCUCCAAGAGGUGAUGGAAAUAUGCUAAAGUGAUCAAAGACAGACGUACCAGAAUUAAAAUUGACCCUUUCUCCUUAAGUAUAGAAGACAUUUUGGUUUUUAGAUUGGAAUUUCAAAUUGGAUUGAGCAAGAUCUCAAGGCACAAUUUCAUUUCUCUAAAAACGCCAUAUCUAAGUGCCCAAUCUUGUGAUCAUUUCAUCAUCUGUAAAUUGAGAACAGUGCAUCCUUUACAGGAUAUUUCCAAAUUUUAAUGUGAUAUUGUUUGUAAGCCAGACAUCUUACGCAAGUAGAAGGUUUUAAUAUUAAAGAGACAGCAUAACAUAAUGGGAAAUGACACUGGAUUAGGUCAGAACACCAGUAUCUGAAUGCUGAUUUUUCCAUUUACUUGACAAUGGUUGUCAUGGAUGCACUGGUAGAAGAUGAUAUCUGUAUUCUGAAUCAUGAAAAAGCCCAUAAGAGAGAUACAGUGACUCCAGUUUCAAUAUAUGCAGGAGAUGAAUCUGUUGCUUCCCAUUUUGCUCUUGUCACUGCAUAUGAAGACAUCAAAAAACGACUUAAAGAUUCAGAGAAAGAGAACUCUUUGUUAAAGAAGAGAAUAAGAUUUUUGGAAGAAAAGCUAAUAGCUCGAUUUGAGGAAGAAACAAGUUCCGUGGGACGAGAACAAGUAAAUAAGGCCUAUCAUGCAUAUCGAGAGGUUUGCAUUGAUAGAGAUAAUUUGAAGAGCAAACUGGACAAAAUGAAUAAAGACAACUCUGAAUCUUUGAAAGUAUUGAAUGAGCAGCUACAAUCUAAAGAAGUAGAACUCCUCCAGCUGAGGACAGAGGUGGAAACUCAGCAGGUGAUGAGGAAUUUAAAUCCACCUUCAUCAAACUGGGAGGUGGAAAAGUUGAGCUGUGACCUGAAGAUCCAUGGUUUGGAACAAGAGCUGGAACUGAUGAGGAAAGAAUGUAGCGAUCUCAAAAUAGAACUGCAGAAAGCCAAACAAACGGAUCCAUAUCAGGAAGACAAUCUGAAGAGCAGAGAUCUCCAAAGACUAAGCAUUUCAAGUGAUAAUAUGCAGCAUGCAUACUGGGAACUGAAGAGAGAAAUGUCUAAUUUACAUCUGGUGACUCAAGUACAAGCUGAACUACUAAGAAAACUGAAAACCUCAACUGCAAUCAAGAAAGCCUGUGCCCCUGUAGGAUGCAGUGAAGACCUUGGAAGAGACAGCACAAAACUGCACUUGAUGAAUUUUACUGCAACAUACACAAGACAUCCCCCUCUCUCACCAAAUGGCAAAGCUCUUUGUCAUACCGCAUCUUCCCCUUUACCAGGAGAUGUAAAGGUUUUAUCAGAGAAAGCAAUCCUCCAAUCAUGGACAGACAAUGAGAGAUCCAUUCCUAAUGAUGGUACAUGCUUUCAGGAACACAGUUCUUAUGGCAGAAAUUCUCUGGAAGACAAUUCCUGGGUAUUUCCAAGUCCUCCUAAAUCAAGUGAGACAGCAUUUGGGGAAACUAAAACUAAAACUUUGCCUUUACCCAACCUUCCACCACUGCAUUACUUGGAUCAACAUAAUCAGAACUGCCUUUAUAAGAAUUAAUUUGGAAGAGAUUCACGAUUUCACCAUGAGGACACUUAUCUCUUUCAGUGGUCCUCCCAAGAAAUUAUUUAACAAACUGAAAGGGGAUUUUGAUUAAAAUUUUGCAGAGGUCUUCAGUAUCUAUAUUUGAACACACUGUACAAUAGGACAAAAACCAACAUAGUUGGUUUUCUAGUAUGAAAGAGCACCCUCUAGCUCCAUAUUCUAACAAUCUGAAAUAUGCUACUAUACUAAUUAAUAAGUAAACUUAAGGUGUUUAAAAAGAACUCUGCCUUCCAUAUUAAUUGUAAAAUUUUGCCUCUCAGAAGAAUGGAAUUGGAGAUUGUAGACGUGAUUUUACAAAAUGUGAAAUGUCUAAAUAUCUGUUCAUAAAAGUAAAAGGAAAACAUGUAUGUUGCUUCAAAUUGCAUAAUGGAACAAAUGGCAAUGUGAAUAGGUUACAUUUCUGUUGUUAUAAUGCAUAAAGAUAUUGAAAAUAUAAUGAAAUAAAAGCAUCUUAGGUUAUACCAUCUUUAUAUGCUAUUGCGUUUCAAUAUUUAAGAUUUAAAGUGAUUUUUUGGUCACAGUGUUUUGUUGAUAAAAUUUUAGAAUUGAAGUUUGAAUUCUGAGACUUGAAACAACCUGAUCACUGAAGCCAACUUUGUCCCAGCACAUUCCUUAAGUCCUAAUUGGGAAAAAAAAAAAAAAAAUGAAAUAGUUGAAAAACUCUGGGGUAUAAACAAAUGAUUGUAACCCUACACACUAUUCAAUAAGUAGUAGAAGGAGCAUCACACAGAUUUCAGUCUAAUCUGCCCUUCUGUGGGCCAUAAUAUAAACAUAAAUGUGUGUAAUGAUAAAAAGUCAUUUUCUUCAAAGAGACUACAGCUGCACGUUGUGUAGAGCAGCUUCUAAAUUGUUAGACUUUGUGUUGAAAUGUAAUAUUCUAUUUAUCGAGAAAGUUAUUUUAAGUUAUUAUUUUUAAUCAUAGAAAUCAGGGUUUGGGCUGUAUUGAUAUUGUCAAUCAUGAAAUGUCCACACUUAUUAUAAGUGGCCAAUUAUUUGGAAAUAAAGAAGGAAAUAAAGAUGGCUUCACAUGGAAAUUUAAGUUCUUUCAGGGUGGAGAUUUACUUGGUUCAUACACCUUUUGCCUGAAUUAAAGUAUUUCAUGUAGGAGGACUUUUAUCCUUUUUGAUAGACAGUUUCAUAUAUCUUGAACUCAAUAUCUCAGAUCUCUUCUACUGUAUUACUGAAUAGCAUACAUACAUAGACAAUGUUCGCCAUUCACCAGAUAUUUUUUUCUAUUAUCUUACACUUAUUCAAGCUUGUCUGGUUAAUGGAAUUGGUGUCAGAUGCUGGAAUUUAUUCUGACCAAUGAACACAGCUGACUCAGGGGAGUACAAUCUCCUGCCAAGUAAUAGAACCAAACCCAAUAUGCAUAAAACAAAUACAAUAACUCCAGGCUUUAGCUGAAGGAAGCAACUACCUGUGUAAUAACAAAGCAGCAAAAACUAUUUCUCAUGUGGCUGCAUAGGCUGUAUAUUAUAUCUGACCUCUAAUGUAGCUUACUGGUUUGCCUUUUUUAAAACCAAAAUUGGAAAUUUUCCUUUGUAAAGAAAAAAAGUCUUAUAAUUGCUUGAUUAAUGUUUUGAACAAUACCAAGAAACUGUUAAAAUAAAUAUUUUUGUUUGAAAUUGAA